This is a messenger RNA of Solea senegalensis (Senegalese sole), 2029 nucleotides long. It is a transcript of the gene spred2a, whose product is annotated as sprouty related EVH1 domain containing 2a. The transcript has 6 exons. Lineage: Eukaryota; Metazoa; Chordata; Actinopteri; Pleuronectiformes; Soleidae. The record is from RefSeq and is a predicted model, not a curated record. Gene Ontology annotation, biological process: negative regulation of MAPK cascade; multicellular organism development. Bases 506 to 1765 code for a protein of 419 amino acids. Gene Ontology annotation, molecular function: protein kinase binding. Gene Ontology annotation, cellular component: membrane.
AAGGCCAAUACAGCAGUGAAGUAGUGCACUGAGUACUAAAGUAUUCAACUUCUUAUUCUUCUUAUUAUUGUUAUCAUAGUAACAGCACGUGACUGCAGUCCUCCGGGUGUGACGUCAUCGCCUGUCUGCGCUGUCACGGAAUCAAACAUGGAGAGAAGGCGAGCAGCAGCAGAUGAUGAUGAUGAUGCGGCUCAUCUGGAGCCUUCCUCACCGACACCCGCGCACCGUCACCGGUCACCGCGCUCCACAAUACUCCGGCGAGGGAGGAGGUAGAGGAGGGAGGCCGUGAUACGAGAGCACGUAACACACACCGGAGCGGAGACUAGGAGGGAACCGGAGUUGCCGCUGCCGCUACAGUUGCCGCUACUUCUGCCGUUGCCGCUACUGUUAUCGCUGCCGCUGCUGUUGCUGCUACCGCUGCUGUUGCCGCAGGCCGGUAAACAUGAAGAAGCCGCAUCGCCCUGCCGUGGCGGGAGAUUUUUGACCGGAGGUGAAACGGAGAAAAAUGUGUGAGGACACGCGCCCAGACGACGACAGCUACAUUGUGCGCGUCAAAGCGGUGGUGAUGACCCGCGAUGAUUCCAGCGGCGGCUGGGUGGCACAGGACGGCUGCCUGAGCAGAGUGGGCGUGUCCAGGCUGCUGGCGUGCGAGUUGCUGGGACACCGUGCAUUUGUCAUCCACGGAGAACGCAUCAAAGACCGGCAGGUGGUUCUGGAGUGUGUUUUGAAGAAAGACCUCAUCUACACCAAGGCGACGCCCACAUUUCACCACUGGCAGUUGGACAACAGGAAGUGUGGUUUGACCUUCCUAAGUCCGUCUGAUGCCCGAGCCUUUGACCGCGGCGUGAGGAAGGCCCUCGAGGACCUGACAGAAGGUUCGACCACAUCCUCAUCAACGCUGCAGAAUGAGGCGGAGCUUGGCGAUGAUGACGUCUUCAUGACGACCACUGACAGCUCAUCCAGCUCCUCCCAGAAGAGAGAGACGACCAUGCAUGCGUUGGCCCCACCCACUAUCUGCGAGCCCCGUCUGCACCACUGUAUCCUGGGACAUCUGUAUGAGCAGCCACGCCCCUCGGAUCACUACUUCCUGGACCAGGCUGUGCACAUGUUUCCCUGUCACGUUAGCUUCCCGUUGGACGAGGAGAUUGUACGCAUCAGUCCCCGCGAGCGGACCUGGCUCACCGGUUACGAGGAUUAUCGCCACGGCAACGCAGCGCGACACAAACUCACACAGCCCGACGACCUCCGCGCCUGCAUACAUUUCGCCAAGAGCGAGCCGCCCAAAUGUGACUACGCCUUCCCGUACCCGCUGAGUCGCGACGCCCAGCGAGGAUGUAACGGUAAACUCAGCCGAGCAGCGGUGGCCACGGCACAGCCGCGAGCGCUACAGCCCAAUAGACAGCAGAGGGAGGAGGACGCCGAGCGUUCACGCUGCGUGUACUGUCAGGACAUGUUCAACCGCAAAGACAAUGGGCGGGGCCACUGCCAGGAAGCACCUGACCCCAUCCAGACCUGCAUCCGGCGCGUCAGCUUCAUGUGGUGUGCCGACAGCUUGCUCUACCACUGCAUGUCGGACCCGGAGGGAGAGUACUCGGACCCGUGCUCCUGCGACACCGGCGACGAGCGCUUCUGCCUGCGCUGGACGGCGCUGGUGGCGCUGUCGCUGCUGGCGCCGUGCAUGUGCUGCUACGCUCCCCUCAGGGCGUGUCACCGCUGCGGCGUGGCAUGUCACUGCUGCGGAGGGAAACACAAAGCCGUGGUCUGAGACGUCACAGGUGGGCGUGGACUUGUUGGAGGAGGAGGAGCCUGUCAUCGUGUUGCUGUCGUCUUUUGUUGUCGUUUGUCUCGUCUCAGAUUCACAGGAAGCUUGUCUGAAAAAACCCUCAAAAAUGUUAAUUUAUAUGUAUAAUGAUGUAAAUGUAAAGAUCUAUAAAAUAAGUCACUUUAUAUUUUUACACUCAUGUGUUGAAGACUUGAACCUGUGCUUGUGUGUGUGUGUGUGUGUGUGUGUGUCAUCAGGUCACAUGAC